Molecule: messenger RNA, 2156 nt
Organism: Neurospora tetraspora
Lineage: Eukaryota; Fungi; Ascomycota; Sordariomycetes; Sordariales; Sordariaceae
Product: major facilitator superfamily domain-containing protein
Exons: 4
Coding region: 298-1890 (530 amino acids)
Biological process (GO): transmembrane transport
Cellular component (GO): membrane
Molecular function (GO): transmembrane transporter activity
Source: RefSeq, a predicted model, not a curated record
CCCGCCCGCCGGAGGAGACCAAAGACUGGAAAGAGCUUAGCUUGUAGCGGCAGAGCGCUGCCACGGCUGCUUCCCACCAUGUAGUGGUGGGUCAUUCUAGAACUUCCGGUCUGGUUGCAACGUCGAGCAUUUGCAAGCAUUUGCAAUCAUGGUCACCUCAAAGACUCGACAUUCCCAUCGCAAUGCUGUCACUUUUGCCCUACAACAUUUCCUUUCUCUAAUACCUAAUGACAUCACGCUCCUAGCUGUAUCUUUAUCCUGCUCUUUAGGCUCACGGGGUAGUCCUUGUUCCUGGCUAUGAUAUCAUCUAGCACCCCUGCCAUCGAGGGCAGGGCGCCAUCUCAACCCCAAUCCGAUUCUAGACCGAGGAACUCCAAUUCACUUGAUAUCAGCAACUCAGAUACUUCGAGGCCGAAUAGCAUAGGCAGCCGAAGCACGAAGCAACCCGGACCUGAUACCCGCAGUGAACAUGAAGUCGUGAAUGUCGAUUUGCGCCAGGAUGACCUCCCCGACUCCCAACUCGACGGCUUCUCAGAUGCCCAAGAACGACGUAUCCGCCGCAAGGUAGACUUUCGGCUUUGCACAAUCGCAGGAAUCCUAUGCAGUCUCAACCUCCUCGACAGUGGUGUUCUCUCGAGCGCCGCCGUCACAUCCAUGCCAUCGGAUUUGGGACUUGACCACGGCAACCGCUUUUCCGUCUCCAUCUUCAUCUUUACCGUAGCGAGCAUUAUCUUCCAGCUUCCUUCGACCAUUGCCGUACGCACUUUGGGUCCCCGCAUCUGGUUUAGCUUCAUAACCUUCUCCUUUGGCAUCAUCACUCUUUCGACCGGAUUCAUCAAGAACUGGAAGGAGAUGAUUGUCCUCCGCGUCUUUCUCGGCGCCACAUCUUCUGGCAUCUACCCCGGCCUCUCCUACCUUAUCAGCUGUUGGUAUCCGCGUCGCGAACAGCAAGUCCGGUUUGCUUUCAUGCAGAGCGGCGAGGUCAUCAUCCUUGCAACCGGAAGCCUGGUCAACUAUGGUCUCCAGCAGCGCAACGGCGGCGCAGGCCUGGAGGGAUGGCGAUGGAUGUUUAUUGUGCAAGGCCUGUGCACCUGCGUGCUGGGUAUCGCGACAUACUGGUGGAUCGUCGACUUCCCGGAGAACUCCCACAAGAGCUUCUGGUUCCUGACGGAGGAAGAAGCUGACAUCGCCUCACGCCGCAUCGAAAAGGACCGCGGAGACCUCAUAGCCCAAAAGUUUAGUCUGAUGGCCGUCCUUGUCCAUGCCAAGGACUUCAAAAUCUGGGUGUUCGCCUGCCUCUUCUUCAUGCAGAACGUCGUCUCGACAGCCCUGGCGUACUUUGUGCCCAUCAUCUUGGAGAAUGGCCUAGGCUAUUCGCCCAACCAGGCAAUCAUUCUCUCGGCUCCGCCUUACUACUAUGCAGUCGUCCCGGUCAUCUUGUCUUCUGUGGUUGCUGAUCGGUUCCGGAUCAGGGCCCCCAUUAUUAUCUUCAAUGCUCUUUGCAUGAUCACAGGCUUUGCCAUCCUUGGAUUUGCCGAGAAUUCCGGAGCCCGCUAUUUUGGAGUGUUCCUCUCCACGGGAGCAUACGUGGCUAAUUGGGCGGCCUUGACUGCGUAUCAAGCCAACAAUGUCGUUGGACAAUGGAAGCGUGUUUUCACCGCUGCUGCGUGCACCAUGUUCAACGGUGCCGGCGGUAUUGCUGGCAGCUACAUUGUCCGCAAUGUUGAAGCUCCGAGAUAUACGACGGCUGUCUGGGUCUCGAUAGGGUCCCAUAUUCUGAUGAUCUCACUCGUUGGUGUUCUUACGAUUUACUUUUACUUCCGGAACAACCGGGCUGCGCGCACGAACGGGGCCGUUGAAAGAACCGCCGGGUUCCGAUAUACAUACUAGUUAUUCUUGGUUACACAUCCAUUGCCUUCCGAUAUACCCAUUUGCCGAUUAUAUACCCUCGAACAUUGCAUGUUUAGAUGAGCGUUUGGUCACUACAAAUUGGAUGCAGUAAUACCUGUACAUAUUUCAGGCUAUUUGCAGAGCAAAUAAGGCGUUUACUCCGCGUGCACCUCCCUUUUCUUAUACGUGCACCAAUAAUGCCGCCUUGGUCUAUCUUUGUUUACUUGCCCCCUUUUUAUAGCUUUAAGUUUCACGACAACGGAAGC